Messenger RNA from Aedes aegypti (yellow fever mosquito), 2791 nucleotides. Its product is annotated as RNA polymerase II degradation factor 1. The coding region runs from base 612 to 2204 and encodes 530 amino acids. NCBI's taxonomy places the organism in Eukaryota, Metazoa, Arthropoda, Insecta, Diptera, Culicidae. The transcript is spliced from 6 exons. The record is from RefSeq and is a predicted model, not a curated record.
GUAUUAUAUGUUGUGUGUAGUUGGACGGAUGUUAAAACCAGAUUGCGGGGCCACUCGAACGCACAGUCCGAUUUCAACAGUUGUCAGGGAACGACGACUUCGACGUAGACGUAGACUACGAACCACUCCGAGGCCUCCUUUCGUUCCGUAUUCUUAACACCGCUCGAUUUUGUGUGCAAUCCAAAGUGGCAUCAGUGAUCCUGACUUUUUCCGUGUUUUUUUUUCUCCCUUAACGAGUGUAUGCUUCUGGUUGCUUUGUAGAAAAGGAAAAAAAUCGGUGCAAUUUUCUGAGCAAAGAUAACUUGAAGAAUCAAGACUACUGAGCGGGAAAGAAGAGCGAUCGGUGCGCAGAAGGAUCGAAAAGAAUCGCAGCGAGCUAGUGAAAGGUGCUUAGUGAACAGUCCCUGGUGGUGUUCUAAAGGAAGCAAGUGUGCAUUACUUUCAGUGGAUUGUGCCGAGUGAAGUAUUGACCUACUGAGUACUAUUUGCCCCGCAGCAGCUCAACUCCCAGCUGAACGAAGAGAUUGAGAGACAGUGUGGAAGCGUUGCGCAGAGCAGAAGUUCAAGUUCAAGUUCGGAACGGGUGAUCGAGUCCAGUGGAGAAGGCGAAAAUGAAGUUGAUUUUAGUGACGUGUAUUCUAUCGACGCUGGUGCUAAGCAUACAAUGUCGCCCCCAGGCAGUGCAAACGGUCGAACAUCGUACUACGGCGGACGUGCUGAAGUUGCCCUUCUACGGCGGAGCACGUGGUCAGAUCCUGGAGAUUCGCAAAAAUUCCGAUGGAACCGUGGUGAGCAAGAUCCUGCGCGGUGAAGACGAUGAAGAUAUGGAACUUAAGGUGCACCAGAUCGUGGAUGACCUGAAGAAUAACGAGGAAAUCCUGGCCGAGGACGAUGAGAUCAAGGCCGCUGAUCAGUCCUUCGGAGACUAUCUGCUGAACAUCCAGAAGGCCGCUGCCUCGUUGGUGACCCUGCAGGAACAGGUCAAAAAAACUGGCAAGCUGUCAACCGAUCAGAAGCGUAUUUACGCCGAUAACCUCGAACGAUUGGGCGUGGCGGCACAGAAGCUGGCGCACAUCCAACAGCAGGACGGUGAUCAGGAUGCGAUCAAAUUCCUGUUCAACUCCGAGUACGACCAAACGGUUGCCGAUGCGCAGAAGAAGAAGACCACCUACAAGAUUACGUCGUUCCCCGGCUACAAGGGCAAGGAGGAAGAGGAGAAGCUGAAGAAGCAGGAGAAGAAGAAGGAAGAGGAGGAAAAUGUCGGCGAAGAGGAGAGCGCUCAAGGAAACGACAGCGUGCAGGUCAACUCGCCCGAGCAGGAAGCCUCGAUCGCGGAAGCGAAACCAGUCGGUCUCGCCAUCGCCGGUGAAGGAGGAGUUGCUUCGUCCAAACCCAUUGCCACCGCAGUCGUCGGAGAUGGAGGUCUUGCCGUAGCCCGUCCCGUUGCCACCGCCAUUGCCGGAAUCAAGCCUAGCGAAAUCGGAUCUCUGGGUCUGCCAAUUUCCGUCAACAAGAAGCUUGUCACCAAGGGAAAAUACGGUCUAGUCGCAGCCGAUCAGGAUCUCCCAGCUGGCCUUCUCGUUGGACCGGGAUUCCAGGAAGCUCGCGUUUCGCAGAACGAAAUUGAAGCAGAGAUCGAUGACGCUCGCCAACAAGUGCUUGGACAAUCCGGAACUUUGGCUCCCCACUUCGACACCGAAAAAUUCCUUGCCAGUCUGAGACUUAAGGCCAAGCAGCAACAACAACAAGCCGAACAACUCCGUGAACAACACCAACAACAGCAGCAGCAGCCAUUCGCCUCUCCAACCAUCGCUUUCCAGCCGCAGCAGUCGUUCAUCCCUCAAUCUUAUCCAUUCGCCACUGCUUCUGAUUAUAUGAACACCGCUCAGUAUCCUUACUACACCCCGAGCUACACCCCCUACUACUACAACCCUUAUGCUGCCUAUCAGAACCCAUUGGCCCUUCUCGCCUACCAGUAUCAGCAGCAGCAGCAGCUGGCAUUUCAGUCCCAAUACAAUCCCUACCUGGUCGGCGCCAAUCCCCUUCAGCAUUCCUUUCAGCAGUAUGAGUAUCCACAGAGAACCUACUAUUCCGCUGCCAUCACCGCUCCAUCGACCGCCGCUACUCCGGCCGCUGCCUACCCAAGCUAUUACAAUUAUCCAUCCUUCUCAACCCCGUCGCCAUACAGAUUUUUCUACUAUUAAUCUGCUGAUCGCCGGCCCCAACGGCGGCAGUGAUCCCUUCGUUCUAAGUAUCAGCUCAAAUGGGAAGUAAAACAAACAAGACUUGAAACUCGUUCCAGCAAUCUCCGGAGGGGCAUCACUCGGUCUGGGCAUCUCAGAAACCGAAAAAAAAAAUCGAAUAUACGUUUAGCGAGUGAAAAAGACAUUCGGAGGAUUAAUUUUGUAGAUCGUCUCGUCUCGGGCGGAUUCAGGGCUACUCGUCCCGGGAACGGGUGCUUCUUCCAUAACUUCAGUUUCCCGGAGAUGGUGAAGAUCUACGAGACCCCGAGUGCAAACGGUUUCGUGCGAUGCCAUUCAAAAACCACAUAAUCAAAUAGCGGUGAACCCCUCGGCGAGUGGAACUCAAAUCGAUACAAAUAGGUUAAGAUUACUUUCCCAUGUUGCAAGUAAAGUGAACAAAUUCUAGAAGUGAUAGGAAGGAGCGAAAGAAAGCGUAACAACAAGUCGUGAGCUGUGCAACACAACACUUAAAAUACAAAAAUAGCGUUCUAGUUGGUAAGGUCGAAAUAAAACAAGUAAACAUUAGUGAAAUAAACGAAUAAAUUAGU